Messenger RNA from Molossus molossus (Pallas's mastiff bat), 756 nucleotides. RefSeq names its product serpin B12-like. The record is from RefSeq and is a predicted model, not a curated record. Gene Ontology annotation, molecular function: serine-type endopeptidase inhibitor activity. Gene Ontology annotation, biological process: negative regulation of endopeptidase activity. NCBI's taxonomy places the organism in Eukaryota, Metazoa, Chordata, Mammalia, Chiroptera, Molossidae.
AUGAGCUCUGAUCACACGAUUGACAAUGUCUUCUCUCCCUCGAGUCUCCUGUCCACCCUGGCUGUGGUGCUCUUUGGGGCCGGAGGUGACAGUGAAUCUCAGAUGGAAAAGUUGGUGCUGUCAGCACCAUCUCCUUCUGAGAAAGGCCAAACCCAAACUACGCCUUUCAGGAUGGACGAGUCCCAGAGCAAAGCUGUGCUGGUGAUGAGGCAGCAAGAACCCUUGAGACGGAGUUUCAUAAAGGAGCCUGGGGCCCGGGUCCUUGAGGUACCUGAUGCUGAAGAUCAACUGAGUAUGGGCAUCCUCCUGCCCAGUGAGGACUUUGGCCUGGGACAGGCUACCAAGGAACUCAAUGAGAAACUAAAAAGCUGGAUGGGCUCAGCCAACUGGGAAGACACUGUGGUUCUGCCCCUGGCCCAACCUGAUGGGUGCCAUGAAGAGUUGGCUCCCACACUGGCAGCUGUGGGAAGGACUGAUGUCUUUGACCACUCAAGGGCUGACUUGUCUGGCAUAACUGCAGGACGAAGCCUCAAGGUCUCCAAGAUAAUCCACGAGGUCCUGCUAGCGGCUCCUGAAGGGGCUUCACAGCGAGCCCUUCCCAACCAAACAAGCAAAGUAAAAAAUCCUGAAACCUUCGAGGUGGAUCAUCCUUUCCUCUUCCUUACCCUUCACAAGGAAACCACGACUCUUCUUUUCUAUGGCGGACUUUUUGCCCCUUUAGCAAGAGAGCGAAUUUAUAUUCAAACAGCUUUCUGA